GAGAAUUCAAGGUGGAUUGUUUAAACAGGUAUUAAACAUCCAUAUUACCUUGAUAUCGUUAGCUGUACACUGGUAAAAUAUUCACGAAAUUUUCACACUGUAGUAGUAGGUGCGUACGUAACGUAAUUAUAGGUUUCAAAAUUAUUGAGUGGUGUUGUAAUUACCAAACAACCCAUACUGGUUCUGUCGAAACCCCAAUAUUUUUGACGUAGUACCUUGCUCUGGUUACAGUCUUUAUUGAACAUUUCGCAGUUCUGGCCAGGGUCAUUUUACCCAGAAUUGACAGAUUGUUUCUUCAAUUAUCUAGUCUGAGUAAACGCACGAGUCACUUUUUCAACAGUAUAUUUUUCUUUUUUUCAUCGACAAUAAAAAAGGUACGGUAUGUUAAAUCUGUGAAUGAUUUUUAACUGAAGUAAUUUGGAAAGCAAGUAAGGCGCAUUUCAACAGUUUCGGUUUGUGUCGAACCUAUUAGAAUAAAACGUAUUUGAUAUUUUUUAAAUUCAUAGUAUUAUUUUAUUUUUAAGCUGAACAAUGUCAGCAUUUCGUGCAACUCGAGUCAUGCCCGGGUUCGGAAUGAAUGGUUUGAUCGACCUGAGUGGAAGCCGCCAAGGUAUGGCGUUCAUGAAUAGUUUGGGUCAUGCGGAGAAGAAUCUUGCUCCUUCGUCGCGAAUAGUCGUUGAUGCUUUUAAAAAGAAAAGCACUGAACUACAAGAUAUUGUUUAUGAAAACAUGAAGGCAGUUGUAAUGGUGGUUCGCAUAAUGGGAGCUCUUCCCAUCAUGAGACCAUAUAUAGGUGUCACUAAAUUCAAAUUUGCCUCAAACACAAUGAUAUACUCUGUACUGGUGUACGUGGCCAUGACGGCUUACGUUCUGUACGUGAUAUGGAAUCGAAUAAAAAUUGUGCAGGCAGUACAGGGUCGUUUUGAAGAAGCUGUUAUAGCAUAUCUUUUCAUCGUCUUUCUUGUACCUAAUUUUCUUGUGCCAGUCUUCUGGUAUGAAACACGAAAGAAUGCGGGCUGUUUCAACCAUUGGAUGGAUUUUGAGAUCUUCUACACUCGAGUAACGACACGGUAUUUGCCGAUUAACUUGAGACUCAGGGCAAUAUGGAUAUCCAUUUUAGUUCCUGUAAUAUCAACUGCAUGUGUCUUCACCACCCAAAUGACUAUGGAUAAUUUUGUUUUGUGGCAGAUGGUUCCCUAUAUCUAUGUAACGACAUUCAUAAAUAUGCUGGGUGCUUACUGGUACAUGCAUUGCACUACCAUCUCAACAUGUGCAAACAUACUCGCUCAAGAUUUUAAACAUGCGAUUAGAAGCAAUGUUGAAGCGAUUACGGUUGCCGACUAUCGAGCACUGUGGCUUCAUCUGAACAGAAUAACGAGAGAAAUAGGGAUAGCGACUUGUUACUGUUUCACAGUUCUAUGUAUGUAUCUUUUUUUCUCCUCCACCUUAUCCAUAUAUGGCUUAUUCUCCCAGUUAAAAGAUGGGAUCACGAUCAAAGACCUUGGACUUACAAUGUCUGCUGUCUCCACUAUCGCCCUGUUGCAUGUGAUUUGCGACCAAGCACACUCUGCUUCACAGCACGUGAGGGUUCAUUUUCAAAAGAAAUUAUUGCUAGUCGAACUCUCCAAUCUUAACGAAGACGCUCAGAUUGAGAUAAAUAUGUUUCUACGAGCAACAGAGAUGAAUCCGUCGGAUAUUAGUCUGGGUGGUUUCUUUGAUGUAAAUCGUAAUUUAUUCAAAUCGCUCUUAGGUACUAUGGUGACCUAUCUUGUCGUCUUGCUACAGUUCCAAAUUAGCCUACCAGAGACCGCCGGAGUCUAUAAUGCGACGCUGGAUUAGUAAAACAGUGAGAAUUUCUAGUGUCAAUAGGCAUUAG
Messenger RNA from Diprion similis, 1876 nucleotides. RefSeq names its product gustatory and odorant receptor 24 (gene Gr63a). NCBI's taxonomy places the organism in Eukaryota, Metazoa, Arthropoda, Insecta, Hymenoptera, Diprionidae. The record is from RefSeq and is a predicted model, not a curated record. Bases 532 to 1839 code for a protein of 435 amino acids. Gene Ontology annotation, cellular component: axon; neuronal cell body; dendrite. The transcript has 8 exons. Gene Ontology annotation, biological process: sensory perception of taste.